AUGGCCAAGAUCUUCGAGGAGGAGUCAGGUGGUGGCAUCAACAUGGGAUGCGUCGUUGGAACCUAUGGGUACAUGGCGCCCGAGCUCGCGUUGGAGGGCGUAUUCUCAGUGAAGUCUGACGUCUUUAGCUUCGGAGUGCUCCUCCUAGAGAUCCUAAGCGGGCAGCGGAAUGGUGCACUAUACCUUGAGGGGCACGACCAGUCACUCAUCCGAGGCGCAUGGGAGCUGUGGAUCCAAGACGAUGCGGCCGAGUUCAUGGACCCAUCUCUUGGCCGAUCCUACUCAAGGGACGAGGCGUGGCGGUGCUACCAUGUCGGCUUGCUCUGCGUGCAGGGAAACCCCGACGUCCGUCCCACCAUGUCCAGUGUCCUCCACAUGCUCAUCAGCGACCAUACGGAGCUCCCAGCACCAGACAGGCCACCGUUGUUCACAAGGCACAAUAGCUUACCAUUCCCGGCAAUGCCACUGUCAGUCAGGACAGAGUCAAGGGUGUCUCCUCCUCAUUCCAUCAAUGAUGUCACCAUCACUACAAUCCAACCGCGAUAA
This is a messenger RNA of Miscanthus lutarioriparius, 546 nucleotides long. NCBI's taxonomy places the organism in Eukaryota, Viridiplantae, Streptophyta, Magnoliopsida, Poales, Poaceae. The record is from the annotation of a GenBank genome assembly.